AGGAAAAAGGUCCAAUGCAUAUGAGUGGUUUGAGGCUAUUUCAGUUUGCGAGGGGCAUCUGAAGACCAUGGUAUGAAGGAAGGUACUUGUCUGAGGAAGGAAACAGUCAGGAAAAUUGAAGGCUUCCCACUCGAGCAGUGACGCUUCUGUACCAUACGAAUCACUAAUAAUAUAAUUAAUUCGUGGAUGUCUCAUACAUCCAUAGUUUUCCAUAUUUUUUUAAAAAAAAGCCACUACUUUGUUGCGUAUGAUUGCCUUCCAAUUGCACACACCAAAAAGGAGAUUCUCCACCAUAGCUUCUUUUUCAUGUUUCGUUGAUCAUUCUCUUCUCUUCCCCCCCCCUCCUUUCCUAAAAUCCUUCUGCGCCUCUGUCGUAUGCUUAAGCUUAACUUCACCAAAUUCUCAGUUUACUGCAGCUUCUUGUUCUUCUCCUUCUUCGUGGCUCUUGCUUGGUGCUUUCCCAUUAGAAUUUAUAACUGUAUCAGUAUAUUUUCUUCAUCAAUAGGUGUUUUCAUCCAUCAUGACGUAACCAUCAGCGAUCACCAAUCAAUUCUGAGAAGUUUGAUGUAUGUCUGAAGCGAACAGACAUUUGAGCUGUGCCUUUUAGCCAUCCAGCUGCUGAUUUCUGGGGCUAAUCGUAGAACAAAUAGCCAAAAAGCAGAUUUGUUGUGGUCUUUGUUGCUGGUUCUCUAAGGCUGAAAAAGAUUGAUUGAGAAGAUGAUGAGAGGAGUGAAAUUUAGCGGGGUUAUUGUCCGUUUGUUGUGUAGUGUGGUGUUGGUGGGGAUAGUGAGAGGGAUCGGGGUGAAUUGGGGGACACAAUCAACACACCCUUUGCCAGCACCAACAGUGAUGAAAAUGCUCAAAGACAACGGAAUUCAGAAGGUGAAGCUGUUUGACGCUGACCCAAAUACUCUGGAUGCUCUCAAGAAGUCAGGGAUUCAAGUCAUGGUGGGCAUUCCAAACGACAUGCUCGCUUCACUAGCCAACAACAUGCAAGCUGCUGAAAAGUGGGUCUCCAAGAACGUUUCGUCUCACGUCUCUUCUGGUGGAGUAGACAUCAGGUAUGUUGCCGUGGGAAAUGAACCUUUCUUGUCAACAUAUAACGGCACUUUUGUGUCAACAACUCUUCCAGCUCUUCAAAACGUCCAAUCUGCUCUCAUCAAAUCCGGUUUGGCCAAUCAGGUCAAAGUCACUGUCCCUCUGAACGCCGACGUGUAUCAGAGUUCAUCCGACAAGCCCUCCGAUGGGAACUUCCGGCCAGACAUCCACGACCUUAUGCUGCAGAUUGUCAAGUUCUUGAGUGACAAUGCAGCCCCAUUCACAGUCAACAUCUACCCAUUCAUCAGCCUCUACAAAGACUCAAACUUUCCAGUUGACUACGCCUUCUUCAACGGCUACCAGACCCCCAUAAAUGACAACGGAAAGAUCUAUGACAAUGUGUUCGAUGCCAACCAUGACACGCUUGUUUGGGCAUUGCAGAAAAAUGGGUUCGGAAACUUACCCAUAAUUGUGGGAGAGAUUGGCUGGCCUACGGACGGAGACAGAAAUGCAAAUCUUCAGUAUGCUCAGCGUUUCAACCAAGGUUUCAUGUCUCGCUACAUUGCAGGAAAAGGGACUCCAAUGAGACCUGGCCCUGUAGACGCUUACUUGUUCAGCCUCAUAGAUGAAGAUGAUAAGAGCAUUCAACCUGGUAAUUUUGAACGUCACUGGGGUCUGUUUUACUUCGAUGGUCAACCUAAAUACCAGCUUAACAUUGGAUCGUCGGCUAAAGGUUUGGUGGCUGCUAGGGGCGUGCAUUAUCUGGAGAAGAAGUGGUGUGUGUUGAAGCCUUCAGCGAACCUUAAUGAUGAGCAACUGGCACCGAGUGUGGCUUAUGCUUGUGAGAGAGCAGAUUGCACUAGUCUUGGAUAUGGAACUUCUUGUGGGAAUUUAGAUACAAAGGGUAAUAUCUCUUAUGCAUUUAACAGUUACUACCAGGUACAUGACCAGCUUGACAGCGCUUGCAAGUUCCCAGGCCUUUCCGUCAUCACCAAUCAAGAUCCUUCAGUUGGAGAUUGCAAGUUCAGAAUCAUGAUCCAGACAGAUUCUGCUAACCCGGAUAGGAGGAUUGGAUCUUUCACGAUAGUGCUGUUUUUAUAUUUGCUUUUUGCUAUCCUAUAAUCUAAGCAGCUUCAAGUUUUCAUUUUUAGAUAUAUAUUUAUAUAUAUACACACUUUUUUUUUUUGCACAUAUAUAUAUGACCAUGAAAGGCAUGCUUUUCUGAA
Molecule: messenger RNA, 2264 nt
Organism: Prosopis cineraria
Lineage: Eukaryota; Viridiplantae; Streptophyta; Magnoliopsida; Fabales; Fabaceae
Product: glucan endo-1,3-beta-glucosidase 5-like
Exons: 2
Coding region: 718-2160 (480 amino acids)
Biological process (GO): carbohydrate metabolic process
Cellular component (GO): plasma membrane
Molecular function (GO): hydrolase activity, hydrolyzing O-glycosyl compounds
Source: RefSeq, a predicted model, not a curated record